AUGUUUGCAAGAUCGAGUAGUUUACAACAACAAUCGCAAGUAUAUAAUGACAAUAGCUUGGAGCAUCACCAAUAUGAAUCUCGUACAAGUAACAUUGGUUCUUCGAACUCUUCACCAUCAGACAACGUUGGCUCUGUCUCACCGUACUCAAAAUCCCCAUGGUCAGCACAUAUGUCAUUGCCAGCUCCUUCAUACGAAGAUGGCUUAUCAAAUAAUAAUGGAGGUUCUUUUAAUUGCUUAAUGGGUUCAUUAAUAAGAGAGGAAGGACACAUUUAUUCUUUAGCAACAUCAGGAGACUUAUUAUAUACUGGGACCGACAGUAAAAAUAUUCGAGUUUGGAGAAAUCAACGGGAAUACUCUGGGUUUAAAUCAAAUAGUGGGCUAGUUAAAUCAAUUGUAAUAUCAGAAGAUAAAAUAUUUACAGGUCACCAAGAUGGAAAAAUUCGAGUUUGGAAAAUGUCUUCAAAAAAUCCGAGUAUCCACAAGAGGAUUGGAACAUUACCAACCUUUAAGUCAUUUAUGAAGAAAUCUAUCAAACCAAGUAACUAUAUAGAGAUAGGAAGGCAUCGCAAUGCAUUAUGGAUACGGCAUCUUGAUGCCAUCUCAUCGCUUAGUUUAAGUGAGGAUCGAAACUACUUAUACUCUGCUUCAUGGGACAAGACCGUGAAGGUAUGGCGUAUAUCAAACUUCAAAUGCCUUGAAUCAAUCCCAGCCCAUGACGAUGCUGUCAAUGCUGUUGUUGCUGGAUGUGACGGACUUGUCUUUACUGGGUCCGCUGAUGGUACAAUUAAGGUAUGGCGCCGUGAGGUCCAAGGAAAGGGAACUAAACAUUUUUUUUCCCAAUCAUUGUUAAAACAAGAAUGUGCUGUGACAGCUUUAGCAAUUGACCCAACUGCCACAAUUGUGUAUAGCGGUUCAUCAAACGGUCAAGUUAACUUUUGGGAGAAACAAAACUUUUCAAUUCCAUGCGGAACUCUAAAUGGGCAUAAACUUGCAGUAUUGUGCUUAGCUACUGCAGGGAGCAUGGUUAUAAGUGGGUCUGCGGAUAUGAAUAUUUGUGUUUGGAAAAGAAUGACUAACGAGGAUAUAAAUAACGAUAGUCAUGUUUGCUUGUCGGUUUUGACGGGGCAUAAUGGGCCAGUUAAGUGUUUAGCUGUUGUGGCGAGUGGGGAAGCAACUUCAUUUGAUACAAGGUGGGUUUUGUAUAGUGGAAGUUUGGAUAAGUCAAUCAAGAUUUGGAGGAUAUCAGAGGAGGUCCCGAAUUCAAAUGUCUCAUACAGUAGAAGUAACACACAACGACAUGAUCUAUCAUUUGCCUUUCGAUGA
Beta vulgaris subsp. vulgaris (sugar beet) is the source of this 1326-nucleotide messenger RNA. RefSeq names its product protein JINGUBANG. The record is from RefSeq and is a predicted model, not a curated record. Lineage: Eukaryota; Viridiplantae; Streptophyta; Magnoliopsida; Caryophyllales; Amaranthaceae. The transcript has a single exon. Gene Ontology annotation, molecular function: protein binding. Bases 1 to 1326 code for a protein of 441 amino acids.